CUUUUGGACAAAACAGUGAAACGGAAGCUUCACGUUCCCCUGAUUCCUGACAACACAUACACGACCUUUCCAUCUGCCAGAUUUUACUUCCAGACACCUAUAAAUAAUUUCAUUCAAUAAUGUUUAAUUGUUUAAAUGGAUUCCUCAGUAAAUAAUGUACAAAAUCAAUCAUCUAAUACGAAGAAUAAACAAACACAUCUAAAUUCACACCAGCUAGAAGAACUUGAUACAUACUGCCUUGAAGAUUUACAUAACGAGUUGCUUGAGAAAGAUCGAAAACUUACCGAGGAAUUAGUUCUGAGGUCUGCGGAAGGUGAAAAAGCUCUAGAUUUGAGCGCAGAAAUGCAACUCCUACACGACUAUAACGAAGCGAAGGAUUUUACUCAAGUGGUACUUGGUUAUUUGGCAGAGUUGGAGACGACGUCGUUUAAGAAUAUCCACGAAAAAUAUAAUUUACCCACAGAAUAAUUUCUGCGUUAUUUGGAUUUUGUAUCAUUUUUUUUGGGUGGAGGUGAAAAGGAAGCGAGAAAAUUGAGAUUAGAUAUAAAAACAAAGGACGACGACACCCUCGUACAAUGUCCGAUACUUCGGACGAUGUCAAAACGGAACCUUCAAACGAUUCAAGUCAGGACAGUAUUUGUAGAGAUUUUUCCAGGGGAACUUGUAACAGAAAAUUCUGCAAGUACAAGCAUGAAACUGAGGUGCGGUCUUUGAAUUUCUGUCACGAUUUUCAAAAUGCUACAUGUCCUAGACCCAACUGCAAGUUUAUUCAUUGUACAAGAGAGGAAGUUGAAGAAUACAAGAAAACUGGAGACAUGUCCAAUCAAAUUUUAGCUGAGGCUUCAAGAAAAAGUCAGCUUCCUGGUUUGCUGCCGGUUUGUAAUAUGUUUAGAAAAGGUGCAUGUCGGCGCCCUGUUUGUAAAUAUAGACACAUUACAAAAGAAGAGGAAGAUAAUGAGAUUAUGGAGUUAAUUAGGAACAAUUCUAAUAAUCAAAUUAGGAGCACUGGGAAUAAUGUUAGUGGACAUGAGCCUCAAGUCAUACGCUUUAAUCCAAAUGAUUUUAGUAGAAACCGAAUAAUUGUGGAUGAUUGCAACUUUGGACCAACCCCACCUAAGCGAAGAUUUCUUUCUCAUCAAGAUGUAUUGGAUAAUGGUAUAUCUACAGAAAUUCAUCACAGGAGAAUUGGAUUUAGAGGUUAUUUUGCAGGAAAUCCACCACCUGGGAUGUUAAGUAGAAUCGAUGCACGGACUAUUAUGUUGGAAGAAGAAAAUAGUAUGCUUCAUAAAGAAAUAGCUCAACUAAAACGAAAGGUGUCUGAUUUGACGGCUACUAAUGAAUUUUUAUUGGAUCAAAACGCUACUUUGAGAGUCACCACUAAGAGGAAUGCUUCUGUUGCAGGACCAGCUGUUACUCUAGCUAAUUCUUUGUCACAAAAUACAACUCCUCAAGUAAUAAGAACUGUCACAGCAAGUGUCGCCACAGUUCCGGUUUCAUUAGCAACAGUAACUACUUGCAAUCCAGUUUCUGGAAAUUCAGUUUCAAUUUCCGGUUGUCCAGCGGUUAGCAUCGCUGCUCCGGCUCAAAUUUUAGCACCCAGUCAACAAAUACUUGUAACGACGAAUCAAUCGAAUCAAUUGGCUUUGGCGAAUAGUUCCCAAGCCCAAUUAGCAAUAGCCCAACAAAACCUUGCAAAUAAUCUCGCCCAACAAGCCCAACCUCAGCUAACUUCUCAAGCUCAACAAUUAGCCUUGGCAACGACAACUCAACAACUUACGUCUCAAGCCCAACAUAUGGCAAAUCAACAGUUGGCUCUUGGAAAUGCACCCCAACAAUUAACUUCGCAAGGUCAACAAAUCGCAAUUGCUAAUGGUAGUCAACAGAUCGCGUUGACUGGAAGCAAUCAACAGUUAACUUUAGCAAAUACCUCCCAACAAUUGGCUAAUCAACAACUCAAUACCCAAGCUCAACAAAUAGCAUUGGCGAACACUUUGGCAUCUAAUACCAACCAACAGUUGACGUCGCAGGCGCAGCAGUUAGCUUUGGCGAAUACUCCACAGCAAUUAGCCGUCGCCAGCGUUCCUCAACAGCUUGCGUUGGCCAGUACGAACCAACAGUUAUUAGCCGCCCAACAAAACUUGGGUGCGACUCAACAAUUGGAGAUGCAUAGAGGAAGUCAAAUGACCGCGAUUAAUACCUCGCAACCUAUAGCUAUGUCAAAUGCAACGCAACCGAUGGUUUCUUAUCCGAUUAUGACGCAGAGUAUGAACCACGCGUUGUCUCACUGAAAUUGAGUUUUUCGAUUUACGGUUUUGGACUUGUAUAUAAAAUGUUUUCUUUAAUUUCUUUUAAUUAGGGGUUAGUUUAGUUAGUUCUUGUGAUUGUAUGGUUAUUAAUAGCCUUAUUUAUUUUUGCAAUUCUCUUUUAUUUAGCUUAAUUAUAUAUGUAUGGAAUAUUGAUUUAAUUGAAUAUGUCAGUAAGUUUAAGAGAUGAGAAGUACAAUUAAAUUAUUAUUUAUGCUG
Messenger RNA from Onthophagus taurus, 2522 nucleotides. Its product is annotated as zinc finger CCCH domain-containing protein 10. Gene Ontology annotation, molecular function: RNA binding; metal ion binding. Gene Ontology annotation, biological process: regulation of RNA splicing. The record is from RefSeq and is a predicted model, not a curated record. NCBI's taxonomy places the organism in Eukaryota, Metazoa, Arthropoda, Insecta, Coleoptera, Scarabaeidae.